AAUCGCACUUUCAUUUUCGUUUUAAGAGCUUUUACUCAUUGUGCAUCGUCUGCAUCCAUCUCCACAGCGGUCGCUAUCAGGGAUCGCGCACGUUAUACGAGUGCAGCUCCCCAAAUUACAUACAUUUUAUACUAGUUAUUACGACAGAAGCCGCGUGGGGUCGAGGCUGUGCUAAGCAACCUGGAAACAGUCCGCGAGCGACAGGACGGCGUCUGCCCUCGAUAAAGACGUAAGUAGCUAACAGGCUAAUUUACCUCAGAUACUUCUUGCGAAUAUAUAUCCACAUCUAUAAAUGGGGAAAUUCAUUCUGCAAAAAGGAUGCAGAAGAAGAUGGCUUUCUCGCCAUUCCUUUGUCUCUGCCUGGAUGUUCUUGCCCUGCAAGUCAUUCGCUGGGCCCAGCUCUCCGAUCUCCUCAUCCCCCACCCCUUCAUCACCCUUUGGGGAGGUGGAUUGCUCCGUGCCUCCCUCCUGCUCUCCUUCACCCUGUGUCAUAGCUGCCCACAUUGGCUGAAAGGGCGAGAGGGGACCCAGACCUUGUUGGUGCUCAGCUUUGUCUCUCCGGCCUACAUCACCUUACUGAAGGCCUGUGGGCAGCCAACGUUCGAGCUCCUUUGGGGAUGGCAUUCCUGGCAAGGGAUAAUACAGGGAUAUGGAGUCACAGUUGUGUCUCUCCUCCUCUGGCAACAAUACAUACCGUCUCUCUCCUUCAAGAAAGCAGAGGACCCUAAGAAAAAAAAUGGGGCUUCCCUGAAACGGCUGCUGGGAUUCAUGACCCCAUACACCAUGCGAUUCUUGGCCGUCAUCGUUUUUGUGACGGUCUCCUCCUUGGGUGAGAUGGCCAUCCCCUACUACACUGGCCGCAUGACAGACUGGAUCAUGAACGAGGACGAACCGGAGGCCUUUACCCAUGCUAUCACCGCCAUGUCACUCAUCACUAUUAUGAGUGCCGUCUGUGAGUUUGUGUGCGACCUCAUCUACAACAUCACCAUGAGUCGCAUCCACACCUUCAUUCAGGGCCAGGUCUUCAGGUCCGUGCUGAAGCAGGACAUCGCCUUCUUUGAUAAGGCAGAUACUGGUGAAAUUGUGUCACGCAUCACCACGGACACUAACACAAUGAGCGAGUCUCUGAGCGAGAAGCUGAGCCUCCUGAUGUGGUAUUUCAUGCGCGUCAUCUUCCUCUUCACCUUCAUGCUGUGGCUCUCGUGGAAGUUGUCUGUCUUCACUCUGCUGGGGCUGCCCGUCAUCCUGGUCAUUCCCAAGAUCUCGGGAAGAUUCUACCAGUCAUUGUCAGUUAAAGUGCAGGAGUCGCUUGCCCGGGCAAAUAGUGUUGCAAUGGAGACCUUCUCCUCCAUCAAGACAGUGCGCAGCUUUGCCAACGAGGAUGGAGAGACAGAGAGGUAUAAGAAGAGGCUGGAGGAAACCUACUCCCUAAACAAAGUAGAGGCUGCAGCCUAUGCUGCUUCUACCUGGACCAACAGUUUGUCUAGUUUGGCUCUGAAGGUCAGCAUUCUGUACUAUGGUGGCUGCCUAGUCACAGGAAAGAACGUCAGCAGUGGGGAUCUGGUGUCCUUCGUCCUGUAUGAACUGCAGUUCAGCUCCGCUGUUGAGGUUCUGAUGUCAUACUAUCCCCAUGUGAAGAAGGCUAUUGGGGCCUCUGAGAAGAUCUUUGAAUAUAUGGACAGACAGCCCCAAGUUCCCCCAGAGGGUUCUUUGGCCCCCAAAACCCUACAGGGAAAUCUGGAGAUCAGAAAUGUCACCUUUGCCUAUCCAAGAAGGCCUGACACUCCUGUGCUCAAGGGCUUCUCUCUGAAGCUGAAACCCGGUGAGAUAACUGCUUUGGUUGGGCCUUCGGGUGCGGGAAAGAGCACCUGUGUGAAUCUGCUGGAAAGAUUCUACCAGCCACAGGAGGGGGAGAUCCUGCUGGAUGGGCAGCCUUUGUACAGCUAUCAGAACCAGUAUCUGCAUGGCAAGAUUGCCGUGGUGAACCAAGAGCCUGUCCUCUUUGCCCGUUCUGUGAGGGAAAACAUCAAAUAUGGCCGUGAGGACGCCACCGAAGAUGAAAUGAUCAAGGCAGCCAGGCUCGCUGAAGCACAUGAGUUCAUCUCUAAACUGCCAAAAGGAUAUGACACAGACGCCGGGGAGAAAGGGGGUCAGGUCUCAGGGGGACAAAAGCAGCGCAUUGCCAUCGCCAGAGCCCUGAUUCGACACCCCAAGAUCCUGGUGCUGGAUGAUGCCACCAGCUCUCUGGACACAGAGAACGAGCAUCGGGUGAACGAGGCUGUGUUGAAGAUUUCGAAGCAGUGUGCCGUGUUGCUGAUUGCUCACAAGUUGAGCACUCUAGAGAUGGCCAAUCACAUCGUCUUCCUGCGCAGCGGUGAAGUGAUAGAGGAAGGCACUCAUGAAGAGCUGCUUAGGAAUGGCGGGGCUUACGCCCAACUAGUACAGCAGCAAAACACUGCAUUCCAGCGCAAUUCAGAGUAACAGCCGGACACAGUGGGAGGGUUAGAACCAUAUACAAUUACACACUGCAAGCACACCUUAACAGUUUUUUCAAAUGAUUCAAUAAUACAUGUAGAUGCAAUAGAGUAUUAAUGUGGAGUGUUACUGCACAUUCUGGAAUUUUGGUGACCGGCAGGAACAAAAUACAGUCAAGAAAGUUUCUGAUAAAGGAAAAACGGUGCCUGGCCCUUAAAGUAUCAUUUUACCAAAGAAACCUUCUUUCCAUUUCUCCCUUUGCUUCAGUUAGCCCUUUCAGGCCAGUCACUGGCACUUCCUGUUCCCUGGCAAGGUAUAAUCACAAAUAUAAUUAAUCAAACAAUCAGUCCUUCCCACAAAGCCAACCUUAACAUUUUUCUUGCUCCAAAUAUGCACAAUGUAUAUAUGUUUUGUAAAUUGUAUUUGUUGUUGCUGUAUGCAUUUAAAAUGUCCUUUAUUACUAUUUAUUUUCUUAUGAAAUUGGGAGGGAAAUGAUUCCUUGGAAUUAUAAUGGAGAAAUCUUCAAAAACAGCUAAUUUCUGUACUUUGAUAUUCCUUUUUUUUUUACUCACACAUUCCCAACCAGAUUUUCAGCCAGUAAACAAAUACUGCACAGUCCUGCAGAUGGUUCACAAAUGCCCCAAUGUGCAUGUCCAAAUCGUGUGGAAAUCAUAAUAAAAAUACAUGGCAGAAAAGGCUUAA
Molecule: messenger RNA, 3177 nt
Organism: Brienomyrus brachyistius
Lineage: Eukaryota; Metazoa; Chordata; Actinopteri; Osteoglossiformes; Mormyridae
Gene: tap1
Product: transporter 1, ATP-binding cassette, sub-family B (MDR/TAP)
Exons: 13
Coding region: 319-2481 (720 amino acids)
Biological process (GO): transmembrane transport
Cellular component (GO): membrane
Molecular function (GO): ATP binding; ATP hydrolysis activity; ABC-type oligopeptide transporter activity
Source: RefSeq, a predicted model, not a curated record